UGUCAAUUGGGCAAGCUAUUAAUGGGCGGCCCAUGUCCAAAUCUAUAUAGAACUAAAUGGACAGACCCAUAUUGGACCACAAUUAAAUUUUGUCCAAACGGACGAACCCAAAUAGAUCAAUGGCCAAAGUUGGACUUAACCACUUGGACAAUGGACGGCCCAAUACAUUUAAAUUUUUAGGUUUUGCGAUUUGGGGGAAAACACGAUUUUCAUUUUUUUUGUUCUUCGUUGGGGGAAACACGAUUCUUCUCUUCCUUCUUCGAUUCUGGUUCUCCUUCUUCGAUUCUUCUCCUCCUUCUUCGAUUAUUCAUGGGUCCUUCUCCGAUUCUUCGUUGAUCCUUCUCCGAUUCUUCUCUUCCUUCUUCGAUUCUUCCGAUUUUGUCAUCUUUGAAGGUUUGAUUUCGUCAUGAUUUUUUCAUUUCUUCGACUUUUAAUGUGUGAUUUCAUUGAUUUGUGUUGUGGGUUUUUAUUAUUAGCUACUUAUUCGAUGGAUUUGUGUUUUGUGUUAGAUACUCAAAUGGAUCGGUGAAAGCCAAAAGGGAUUGUUGAUGUCGAGUCUCGGUCCUCUCGGACGUUGGUGAUUCAUGGUAAGUCUUCUCCUUCUCCUUUGAUUAUAAAACAGAUCGGUGAAAGCUCAUGAAUGUUAUUUGUUGCUGUUUAGAUGAUCUUCUCGUGAAACCUCGGAUCCAUUUGCUGAGAUCAAACCCUCUCAAGCCCAUUUGCUGAGAUCAAACCCUCUCAAGCUCAGGCUCUCUCAAGUUCAGACCCUCUAAAGCUCAGACUCUCUUUAGUAAGGUUUGUUUCCUAAGUUAGUUCACUUGAGGAAUAAAACUUGAGCGUUGCAGUAUGGGUUUCCGAAGCUAGAUGUCUUAAGCUUGGUCUCAAAGGAGAUGAUAUGUUGAUGUUGACGGCCUGUGUCUUAAGCUUGGUCUCAGUUUUAAGACGUUUCCUAUGUUGAUUUGAGUCUUAUGGGUUUUUGGGUUGAUGAACGAGAUGAUAUGUUGUUCGCCAAUCAUGCUAGGAACUCUGUAUUAAAACUUUGUAUUAAGUUUGUGUUGUGAGUCCUCUUAUUGUCAGUGUUCUUGUGUUGUCUUGUGUACUGCUUUGCUGUAUAAUUAGAGAUGUAAAAGAAUACGAGUUGCCAGUGUUGUGAGUCCUUUUAUUGUCAGUGUUCUUGUGUUGCUUGUGUACUGCUUUGCUGUAUUAAGUUUAUCUUAUUUGUCAUGAGCUUUGUUGCCUUUAACAAUUGAGUAAUGCAUCCUUAAGUCAUUCACUUCUUAUAACUGAUGUUUUCUCUUUUGUUCUCUUUUGUGUAUAUGGAAGCAAAUACUUUGAACCUGAACGAUGAUGACUACUUGAGUGUUGAAGACAUGAUGGCUGAGAAUGAAGAUGAUCAGGAGAUUCAGGAUGCUCAAGGUGAUUCUGUAACCAGUCAUGCUAAGACUAAAGGUAACAAACGUAGACACUCGAUGUGUUUAAAGAAUUUUAGUAUUGUAGGAGAUAGGUUGCCGGAUGGAACUUAUAAUGUUAAGUGCAAUCAUUGCAAUCAACCCUACAACUUAGAUCUAAAUAGGAAUGGAACUAAUACUAUGCUGCGACAUUCGAAACGGUGUUCGAAGACUCCUGGAUGUACACCUGGAAGUAAUAAGAAGUUGGAUAUGAUUGUUAUCCGUGAAAUGAUGGUGAUGGCAAUAGUUGAGCAUAAUCUGCCGUACCAGUUUGUUGAGUAUAGAAGGGUGAGAAUAUUAGCAAUUGCGGCGGUCUUGGAUCCGAGGUUGAAGUUCAAGUGCUUAGAAUACUGCUAUACCGCUUUAAACCCGUCUACAAGCAAAGCUAAAAUGGAUCACAUCCGUAAGAAGAUGGAAAAGCUGUUUGGAGUGUAUAAGAAGAAUACUAAGGCCACUACUGCAACCACUUCAGAAACCACAAUGGAGAAUAGUCUUCCUGCUGGUUAUGGGGGAUUUUAUGCAUUCAUUACUCAAAAUGCAGGAGAAGGGAAAUCAGCUUUAGAUGUCUACUUGGCUGAACCGCCCAUGGAUUACUCCGCCUUUCCGAAGCUAGAUGUCUUAAAAUACUAGAAAAACAACAAAUCCCAGUUUAAGGAGUUGUCUCGUAUGGCGUUUGAUGUGCUUUGUAUCCCUAUUACAACUGUAUCUUCAGAGUCUUCUUUUAGUGCUGGAAGUCGAGUCCUUACCAGGUACAGAAGCCGACUACUACCAUCCAAUGUACAAGCUCUCGUCUGUACAAGAAACUGGAUUCGUGGGUUUGAACCGAUGAGUAAGUUGUCUUUGCUUGUUUCAGUGAUGAGAUCUUUGCUUGUUUCUGUUAUGUGAAAUUUCUAGGUUAUGAGAUUUUUGCUUGUUUCUGUGAUGAGAUCUUUGCUUGUUUCUAUUAUGUGAAAUGACUAGGUUAUGAGAUCUUUGCUUGUUUCUAUUAAGUCUUAUUGACUCUGUUUUGUAUCGAGUCUGAUAUGGUCAUCAUGUACUGAUUUUGUUUGUUAACAUCAGUUCUUGAUAUGCUAGGUGAUUCUGAGGAUGAAGAGGAAGAUGAAGAGAAUGAAGGUGAAACUGAAGAAGGACAAGAAGAAGAAGAAGAAGAAGAAGAAGAAGAAGAAGAAGAAGAAGGAAGAAGAAGAAGAAGAAGGUGGUGACCAAGUGAAGUUGAAGUCUAUGAGAUACACUUGUGAACUUAUAAUCGUUUGUUUCAAACUUGCUCUUGCUUUUAUGGGUUUGUGUCAGUGUGUAUUUCGUUUUCAAAGAGAUCCAAAACGUUUGUUUCAAGUCUAUGAAGUCUAUCUUGUGAACUUAUAAUCGUUGAAGUCUAUAAUCGUUGAAGUCGAUAA
Molecule: messenger RNA, 2842 nt
Organism: Brassica rapa (field mustard)
Lineage: Eukaryota; Viridiplantae; Streptophyta; Magnoliopsida; Brassicales; Brassicaceae
Biological process (GO): regulation of transcription by RNA polymerase II
Cellular component (GO): nucleus
Molecular function (GO): sequence-specific double-stranded DNA binding
Source: RefSeq, a predicted model, not a curated record